CAUAUUUAUAACCACAGGGGAAGCCCAUGCAUUGGUAAAUCCAAAUAUUCCUUUCUGAUUGGUCACUGAUAGACUCUAUUAGCCAGUAAAGAGUAACAAGUCUCAUUGGAUGCUUGUUGAAGAGCAGUGAGAAAUGGCCGAGGCUGAACAGUACACAGUGUAUGAAGCAGACAGUCAGCAGCCCCUCACAGUAACGGUCAACCCUGAAGACGGCCAGGCCGUCCAACAUGUGCAGGGUAUCCAGUACAUAACACAGGAUGGAGUGCAGGUUGCCCAGCUCCAUGGCCAGCCAGGGGUCAUUCAGGUAUCAGAUGCUCAAACUAUCUACACAACGCAAGGUGGUUCUUCCUUCACCUCUCUCGCAUCAACACCAUCUACACAGGUUGUGGCCAAUGCUGCCAACGUGAUUGCCUCUACUGGUCAAACGAUUGUCCAGCCAACCUCGGUUGUCCAACAGGGGGCCAAUGUUAUAGGCACACAACCAGUGAUACAAGGAAAUGGUACCACCACCAUCAACCCUGGGGGAAUCCCCCAGAUGCUGUUCCUCAACCAAGUUACUAUCAAUGGACAGACAUCCUUUGUAUUGGUGGAUGCCAACAAUAAACCAGUACAGCUGCCACAAGGUAUUCAAGUUAUCAAUCUCCCGUCACAACAACCAGGAGGGCAACAACUACCCAUGCCUGGCUCUGAGUCAGGGGAUGAGCCACUUUAUGUGAAUGCAAAACAGUACCAUCGGAUACUGAAACGAAGGCAGGCCAGAGCCAAACUGGAAUCUCUAGGAAAGAUCCCGAAGGAGAGACAGAAAUACCUGUAUGAGUCGCGACAUCGGCACGCCAUGAACAGACAGAGAGGAUCAGGUGGGGUUUUGUCGGAGGAGAAGAGGACGGUCCCGCCCCCAACAUCAAGCCACUUGAUGGAAAAAACAAUCACCAGGUGUUUCAGGAAACACAGGUGCUACACUCAGAGGGAGGCCCAGUCAUUCACCACACAGGACAAGCUGCAGAGAUGCUUACAACCCUCGGGACAUAGGAGAUGUACAGACAUUGUGGUGGGACAUCUUACAGAUGCUGUCGACAUGUUUAUAGAAUUGUACAUACAAUUUCUACUGUGCUAUUAACCAAAUUAAUGAACUGAAGUUGGGGCUGUAAUGAUUCACUGGUAUCAAUGUGAUGACCAGAUACAUGUCUCUUGUUGCGUGGGGACGGUGGGGUAGCCUAGUGGUUAAAGCGUUGGCUCGUCACGGCGAAGACCCGGGUUCGAAUCCCCACAUGGGUACAAUGUGUGAAGCCCAUUUCUGGUGUCCCCCGCCGUGAUGUUGCUGGAAUAUUGCUAAAAGCGGGCGUAAAUCCAAACUCAGUCAGUCAGUCUUGUUGCGCGGAUACAAAACAAUGCUGGUAUUAAAUGGGAAACAUAUAUAAAUGACUGAAGUCAGGGAGGCAAUUUGGACAUAUUCAUAGUUUAUUCGAGCUUACCGACUUCGGUUCCAAUACUCAAAUGUCUGUAGCAUUACAGACUAUCAUAAGUAUAUAGUUUAUCACAUUCUUACAAAUAUCGUAGUGUUACGAAUGCUUUGUGGAUCUCCCCCCUGGUGUCACUAGUAGCCAUGUGCAUCGUGUCAGCCCUCAACUUCUGUAUUGUACAUUUAUCAGACAAUGGUGCAGACAUUUCCAUUUGUAUUAUAUCAUGUCGAGGGUUCCUGCCCUCGGUCAUCUGUUGUUAAAUUGCAUGCUCCUUUGUUGUAUUAUAUCUCAAGAUGCUCAAAGUAGAGAGUAGUUAAAGAUAGGUUUAUCAUGAGUUGAUCCACAACUAUAUGACUACAGCUGUCCUACAGGGAUGGACACACUGCACAGUCCUAUAGGCGGAACGUGAUGGUUAACACUGUUUAAAUAUGGAGAAGGAAAGAUAUUUUUGGAUAUAACCAUACUGUUAAGAAUCAAAGAUUAGGAGUCCCUUCUAGAUUCAAAGAUUAUACCAACAAAACUGGAGGACAACAGUCCACCCCUAAUUUCUAAAGCUGUCAAGUUAAGAUUUAAAAUUUAUUGUCACAUCGGCAAUAUUUCAGCCAUAUCGAGAUCUGUCAAGACAUCAGGGGCAGAGCAAUAAGUACCAUGACAUUUACAUUAGUGUUUCAACAAACAUGAUCAUAUAUUGUAGUUACUGACAUUAUUUUGUUUCCAUCUUUCACCAAAUCGUCUGUUUAUUCCUAUUUUGAUACAUGGCCCAAUAUCCAUUUGCACGAAAACUAAACUAGAUUGAAGAGAACACUGUUGAUAUGUGUAUGAAUACAGUCAGCGACUAGCCACUAGUCUGAAGCCUGGGUCCAGUAGAGUUCACUCGGGUCAAGUAAGCUCAGCUCAGAAAUAACAGAAUCUGCUGGAAAUAAUGCUUUUAGAUAUUUUGGGGCUAGUAGAUGCAAAUGUUUGUAGCAUAGACUGCCUGUACCACUGUUGACAGAGCACGGUAAGGUUAUGCUAGUGAGAAAGUUUUCUUCAUGUAGGCUGUUAAAGGACAAACAACAUUGCCAGUACCUCUUAUUUAUCACUAAUAUGAAGGCAAGGAAAGUAUUUUCUUCUUGCUGAUGGGGUUAACCUCUUUGGUCAUGUGGACAAGGCUUCUGACGAGGGGUGGAAUGGUACCAUCUUACCGUGGUACAAAGCCUUCGGUUUGGUCUGUUUCGGUCCGAUAUAUGAGAUAUGAUCAUAAUGCAGACAAUUGAUAACAAGAGCCUAACCUUACGUUGUUUAAUAGCAUGCACAAAAAAUAACCAGAAUCUUUAUUUUGAAUGAACAAAACUGUCAUUUUAUGACUCGAUAGAAAUAACGGUACAAAAAC
Haliotis rubra (blacklip abalone) is the source of this 2832-nucleotide messenger RNA. RefSeq names its product nuclear transcription factor Y subunit alpha-like. Gene Ontology annotation, biological process: regulation of transcription by RNA polymerase II. Bases 134 to 1117 code for a protein of 327 amino acids. The transcript has 6 exons. Gene Ontology annotation, molecular function: RNA polymerase II cis-regulatory region sequence-specific DNA binding; DNA-binding transcription factor activity, RNA polymerase II-specific. Gene Ontology annotation, cellular component: CCAAT-binding factor complex. Lineage: Eukaryota; Metazoa; Mollusca; Gastropoda; Lepetellida; Haliotidae. The record is from RefSeq and is a predicted model, not a curated record.